Messenger RNA from Cannabis sativa, 1332 nucleotides. RefSeq lists its product as uncharacterized. The record is from RefSeq and is a predicted model, not a curated record. The transcript has 3 exons. Bases 1 to 1332 code for a protein of 443 amino acids. NCBI's taxonomy places the organism in Eukaryota, Viridiplantae, Streptophyta, Magnoliopsida, Rosales, Cannabaceae. Gene Ontology annotation, molecular function: zinc ion binding.
AUGGCGGAUGAUUACGGUGUCUCUAUAUCUUACCAAAAAGCAUGGAGAGCUAGAGAAAAGGCAAUUGUGGAUGCUCGUCGCCGCCCACAAGAAUCAUACGGAACAAUCACAGACCUAGUAACAGAUGAAGAUAACAAAUUCAAAUAUCUAUACUUUGCAGUAGGUGCUUCAAUAAAAGGUUGGCAACACUGUACACCAAUUAUAGUCACAGAUGGAACCUUUUUGACAAACCAACAUGGAGGCACUUUGUUGAUAGCAAGUGCACAAAAUGCAAAUAGACAUAUAUUCCCACUUGCAUUUGCAGUAGUAGAUUCCGAAAAUGACGGCUCUUGGGAAUGGUUUCUUCACAAAAUAAAGGAAACUUAUGGCGAAAGAGAAGGUCAAUGCAUCGUAUCGGAUAGACAUGAGAGUAUACUAAAAGCAAGAAAAGAGACCUUUCCAGAUAUAAUGCAUGGGGUAUGUUGUUACCAUUUGAUGAAGAAUAUAAAAAUGAAAUUCAAAAAAGGAGGUGAUGAGCUCAAGAUUGCAUUUAAUAGUGCAUCUAAAGCUUACAACAUAGAAGAUUUUGAAAAGAGCAUGCAAGACUUGGACAAUAUAGAUGUAAGAAUAAGAGAUUACUUGGUGAAUGAAAUUGGUGUCGAAAAGUGGACAAGACUAUAUGGCAUGAACAGGAGAUACAAAACAAUGACAUCAAAUAUUGCCGAAUCGAUCAAUGCGGCCUUGAAAGCAAGAAGAGACCUACCCAUCGCAACUCUACUAGAAUGCCUACAUUCAUUGGUGCAAAGAUGGUAUUGGGAAAACAAGAAUAGAGCCCAAAAAACUACAACAACACUGGCAAAAAUACCUGAAAAAACAUUAAAGAAACAAAGAGAUAUGAGUUUAAAGUACAAGAAACCUUCGGUAUACCAAGUACACGACAACAACGGAUCUCACAUAGUAAACUUGGAGAAUAAAACAUGCGGCCAACGAUUUGAAUAUGAUGAAAUGCCUUGCUCUCAUGCAAUCGCUGUACUAAGCAAAAGGAACCUGUCUUGCUACAAAUAUUGCUCAUACUACUACACGAAAGAAGCUUUUAUGGCAACAUAUGAAGACAGUAUACUCCCAUUAGGUGAGGCAACAUCAUGGAAUAUACCAGAUUUAAUAAGAAAUAUUGUAGUCCUCCCACCUAAACAUAAGAGAGCUGCCGGAAGACCAAAGAAACAACGAUACAAAAAUGGACUUGAAGCAAAAGCACAAGUGGUAUGCGGUCAAUGUCACCAGAGAGGACACAACAAAAGAUCAUGUAAAAAUGACCCAGUACUAAAACCACCAAGAAAAAGAAAAAGAUCAUAA